Messenger RNA from Sphaerodactylus townsendi, 1745 nucleotides. Its product is annotated as dnaJ homolog subfamily C member 17-like. Gene Ontology annotation, biological process: spliceosomal complex disassembly. Gene Ontology annotation, molecular function: RNA binding. Gene Ontology annotation, cellular component: spliceosomal complex. Lineage: Eukaryota; Metazoa; Chordata; Lepidosauria; Squamata; Sphaerodactylidae. The coding region runs from base 50 to 958 and encodes 302 amino acids. The record is from RefSeq and is a predicted model, not a curated record. The transcript has a single exon.
UUACUUUACCACCCGUAAAAUUCGCCCCCAAUCGAGACCGUGAGAAAAUAUGGCGGUUGGUAAAGGGCUGCUGCAGCUGGACUUAUACGAGUUAUUGGGAGUUGAUGAGAAAGCGGUGGAUAAAGAGAUUAAGAAAGCCUACAGACAAAAGGCAUUGACUUGCCAUCCAGAUAAAAAUCCAGAUAAUCCCAAAGCAGCUGAGCUCUUUCAUCAGCUGUCUCUGGCGUUGGCAGUUUUAACAGAUGCAGCUGCCAGGGCAGCAUAUGAUAAAGUGAGAAAAGCCAAAAAACAGGCAGCAGAAAGAACUCAGAAACUUGAUGAAAGGAGGAAAAAAGUCAAGCUUGACCUCGAAGCCCGGGAAAGACAAGCCCAGGCUGAGGUUAAUGAGAAGGAGAUACGGAUAACCAGGACAUUGGAAGAAGAGAUCCUAUGGCUUCGUGAAGAGGGAUCCCGCCAACUGGAGAAGCAGCAAAGACUCGUCCAGGAGCAAAUUCAACGUAAGAGGGAACAGAGAAUACAAGGCAAACAAGAUCGUUAUAGGGAAGGCAAAGGAACCCCCAAGCUCAAACUACGAUGGAAGUGCAAGAAAGAAGAUGAGAUAAAAGGAGGCUAUUCAAAAGAAGUUCUCCUGCAAAUCCUACAAAAGUAUGGUGAGGUUUUGAAUUUAGUCAUCUCAAGCAAGAAGACUGGAAGUGCAGUUGUUGAGUUUGCCACAGUGAAAGCUGCGGAGAUGGCAGUAAAGAAUGAAGUUGGCCUGAUAAGCAAUCCUCUAAAGAUCUCCUGGCUAGAGGGCCAGCCACAGAACAGCACAGUGUUUUCUGAUGGCUCCAUCCAGCCACGAAUAACCAAGGGUUCUGUGGUUUCUGAGCAAGAUUACGAAAGUCUUGUGAUGAUGCAAAUGCGCCAAGCAAUUGAGAGACAGAAACUGAUUGAGCAAUUGAAACAACAAGAUGAAUAGUCUUGAAUAUAGUAUAAGGAAGAACAGGAUUCUCUUAUAUUGUCACAUACUGCUUAAAUUAAAUCAAUAAAUACCCUUUUGGAAAAAAAAGAUUGGACCCUAGUCUGUCUUAAAGCUGUAGUUCUUGUUUGCCCCAUUUGUAGAACUGGGGCUGUUUCUGACAUGUGUACAAUAGUUGCAUGCUAGCGGAGCCGUUUGCUGUGGUUUUCAUGUGUUUAAACCAGAUAUGGACUGUUGAUCACACUCCUGCACUUUCUCUCUCCUCUCACAUAGUGAUAUUGCAAACAAAACCCUACAACUAACUAACAUUACUGGGGCUAGUUUCAGAGUCCUAGUUACUAAACCCAGUUAAUUCAGGCAUUGCAUUCAGACACUGUGAUUAGUUAAAAACUGCCAUUUUCAACCAUGGAGUGCUGUGCAAGGGGAGGAAGAGAGCAGUGUGAGCUCUGUUAACUGAGUGGCGCCCCCUUCCCCGCCUUGUUUUUCUGCAUUUACCAUCCAUGCACUUUACCAACUUUAUUAUUCAACUUUAUUAUUCUCUUAGAGAGGAGCCUGGCACCUCUCCCUUUCUUGUUGGGGUGAUCUUAAUGAAUUAGCUGUUAGGAUACUUGUUAUUGUUAUAUUGACCGCUGUUUUAAAUGGAUUUUAAAGGACUUAGUAUUGUAUUGUCUGUACUGACUUUUAAUUGACUGUGUAUCUAUGGAUGCUGUACACCGCCCAGAGCCCCUAGGGGAUGGGGCGGUUUAAAAAUCGAAUGAAUGAAUGAAUAAAUAAAUAAAUAACUGGA